Schistocerca cancellata (South American locust) is the source of this 3887-nucleotide messenger RNA. RefSeq names its product guanine deaminase (gene DhpD). Gene Ontology annotation, cellular component: cytosol. Gene Ontology annotation, biological process: guanine catabolic process. The record is from RefSeq and is a predicted model, not a curated record. Lineage: Eukaryota; Metazoa; Arthropoda; Insecta; Orthoptera; Acrididae. Gene Ontology annotation, molecular function: zinc ion binding; guanine deaminase activity. The transcript has 9 exons. Bases 790 to 2124 code for a protein of 444 amino acids.
GUCUUCGCUGUAUAGGUUGGCUUCAGGAUUUCGUAGUCGUGUGCUCACAGUCAUGUUAUGCAGUGAGGCCUCCUUCACGUGUGAUUGAUUCUGACCGAAGAAAAGCACGCACUACGGAUACCGGUACAACAACGCUUGUAAGAUUGAGAAGUGAGGUUAGGAAACAGACUGCGAUAUCACCAGUUCCACGCUUCACUUGUGGCGAAUUUUUUAAUACGCGCACAUUUCGUAUUGAUCACUCAUUACAAAAAAAAAAAAAAAAAAAAAAAAAAAUCAGCUACCGUUUCUUGCAUGGAGGUAAGAAUAAUUCUUACCUCCAUGGUUUCUUGAGAUCAAGGUGUUUCUAACCUCCUUGCUCGCAGCCGAGAAAUGAGCACCCUGUUACAACAGAAAAGUGUGCUCCGUUAACAAACCGAUAAUAUAAUACAGUUCGUGGAACUUAGCCAUCUGGCUAUCGUUUAAGUAGUUAUUGAAUAGGUAUUUGUAAGAUUUUCGUAUCGUGGUUGAAUUAGAUUCCAUGCACAACGAACCGGUGUAGGAUUUUGAGUUUUAAUAUUAUUUAAGGUGCAAACGGUUCGGAAUGCAAAUCUAACACGCAAUGAAUCUCAAAGUACGUGCGUUUCGACAAGUAUUUUGAUCCGAUUUUAUGGAGCCUAAUCGUACAGCGUGAGUUACGGAAUCGAUAGCGAACGCUGAUAUUCUGUAAACAAAAAUGUGAUGACGCGUUAACAAUUUGCUAGCGGCAAAUAUCCACUUGUUAUGGGCCACACUCUCUCGUAAACGUAAACGAUGAUCAUGGACUUACCAUCUACAUUUGCGAUAGUGGGCACUAUAGUCCAUUCGACAGAACUGAGCACUAUAACUGUUAUAGAGAAUGGCGUGUUGCAUGUUGCAGAUGGAAAGAUUGUGUCUGUGGGUUCGGGAAGUUAUGCGCCCGAAGGGGUUACCACAGUACGUCUAACAUCAAACCAGUUCCUGAUGCCCGGCCUCAUCGACUCGCACAUCCACGCGCCACAGUACCCAAACAUGGGCCUCGGCUACGACAAGACUCUACUAGAUUGGCUCGACACGUAUACCUACCCUAUGGAGACCAAGUACAGUGAUGUCGAGUUUGCACAGACUGUUUACAGAAAAAUUGUGGAAAGAACUCUGCAUUGCGGGACGACGACAGCUUGCUACUUCACGACGAUCCAUCCCGAGACGGCGCUACUUCUGGCCCAGGAGGCGGCGGCGCAGGGGCAGCGCGCACUCGUCGGCAAGGUCUGCAUGAACAUCAACGCUCCCGACGACUACACUGAGACUACAGAACAGUCCGUCACGAGCACCCAGCAGUUUGUACAGGACGUCGCCAAUCUGGGGUGUGAUUUGGUAAAGCCAGUGAUUACACCACGAUUUGCCAUUAGCUGUGAUAUGGAACUCAUGACGAAGCUUGGGAAGUUGGCUCAGCAGAAUAAUCUUCAUGUACAGUCGCACAUAUCAGAAAAUGAGGGUGAGGUGCAGACAGUUGCAGAAAUGUAUCCCAACUGUGCGAACUAUGCCGAAGUGUACGAUAAGGCAGGUUUACUGACAAGCAAGACAGUGAUGGCCCACGGAGUCCUGCUGAAACCUGAAGAAAUCACUCUGCUGAAGGAGAGGGGGACAUCGAUAUCCCACUGUCCCACAUCCAACAUCAACCUACAUUCGGGUGUCUGCCCCGUGCGGACGUUGCUGCAGUCCGGCCUCACAGUCGGUCUCGGAACAGAUGUGUCCGGAGGCAGCACAGAGUCGCUGCUGGACGUGAUGCGCAGUGCCCUCAGCGUGUCUGUGCAGAAGGGCUUCGACGACAGCUCUCAGCAGCCUCUGAGUUACCAGGAGGUCUUCUACUUGGCCACCAUGGGAGGAGCCAAUGCUCUCUCUAUGGGCAACGAAGUGGGAUGCUUCAAGGCGGGCAUGCAUUUCGACGCGCUGGUUGUCGACUUGAAUGCCGGCCCCGGCACUGUCAUCUUUGAAGACCUGCCACUGAAACCCCUGGAAAUGGUGCAGAAGUUCAUCUACUGCGGCGAUGACCGAAAUAUCACCGCCGUGUUUGUCGAAGGGCGCGAACUCAAGGCGACAGCAGCAGCCGACGUGCGGCAGUUUGACUGACAAACUGCUGAGCCGGGUACAGCGAUGUGCUGCUGAAGUACACUAAAUUACUUGCGACACUUUCACCUCACUUUGCAAUAAUGUAUUCUGUCGUACGAACAGAAUAAUUCUUAAGAAUUUAGCCAGUUUUAGCUGCCUGUGAAUAUAAUAAUUGAAGCGUUCUCUAGAACAAUGACUUAACUGCAAUUGAAAUUGGUCAGAAAUUCUUACAUAUUACACUACCAUGUCAUAUACUGUGAAACAAAAAUAUUUCAGCCGCGCGGUCUAGGGCGUCUUGUCACGGUUCGUGCAGCUCCCCCUGUUGGUGGUUUGAGUCCUCCCUCGGGCACGUGUGUGUGUGUGUGUGUGUUGUCCUUAACAUAAGUUAGUUUAAGUCAGAUUAAGUAGUGCGUAAGCUUAGGGACUGACGACCUCAGCAUUUGGUCCCAUAAGACCUACCCACAAAUAUCCAAAAAACAUUUCAUUUAUAUUUGACUGAAAUUUAGUCAAUCCAAGAGCAUUUGAAAUUAAUUUUAAAAAACCCUAUUUAAAAUGUUUGAUGCUCUUUAUCUCUAUCCCAGUAUAUUUCAUUUAAGAAGUUGUUCCAGAGAAUGCUCUACUUGUAACACUGACAGAACACAAGGAAAUUUUAUUAAGUUUUUUUCUAAAAUAAGCUGAUCGCUUUUAAAGAACUCUCCAUUACUCUUCUUCCGUAUGUCCAGUUGGAAGUGGUAGCUCCUGUGUAUUUCUCUCUACUGUUUUUCUAUGUUGUCAAAACAGUAACACACCCUGGAUUUGUGUUGGUAGCACUAUGAUGACUUGUUUGUAAUAUGUUGUGAUUGCACAAACAUCCCUCAAGAGUCAGUCUGUGUGUUAGUGAAAACUAUAUCAAAAUACCUACAGUAGAUCCUGAACACAGGCAAGAACUGUGGUGGCAGACUUUAAUUUAUAAUAUGUGUAGGUUGAUGUCCUAUCAUCUCCCAUUUCCCAUAUGCAAACAAACAGAAAUAAUGUAAAGCGAGGUCAUGUGCACACCACGAGGGAGCUAUGCUGAUUUUGGCCAAAAAUUUCUGCACUAAGAUGGCUAUAUGAAAGCUACAUUGCCAUGGUGGGGGGGAACCCAGCCAAUUAUCUGUUACAAAUUAGGUCUCCCUUGUGUAUGCAAUUCUACAAUAUUCUCGGACCCUGCAAAUAGGAAAACUGAUAAACAGUCUGACCUAGUGGAAGCAACUCUGCAUGUUUUACCCACUCCCUCACAUAAAAAGUUUCAUAAAGCAUUUUUAAAGAUGAUACAAGGAUGUCCUCCAGGGGCUAGCUUUGCUCCCCUCCCUAUGUUAAAAUCUGCUGAACUGAAAUACAGGAAAUCCACUUUCAAUUUAGUACUCUGUCUGAGAAGCAUGGCAUAUGAGACAGAGUUAGUUAUUUGGAAUUAAGCUUAAAAUCGAAAUGGUAACUGGUAGGAAGAUGAACUGCGUACGAAGAGAGAUUGUGACUGGGGUUGUAACAUGAGAACAAUAUGUGAGAGAAAGAAAGUAUUUGUUGCAGUGCAGUGCUGAAUGAUUACAGCAAAAUGAAGAAAGCUGAGAAGAAGAGAUGGUAACAGUAUUCCAGAAGAACAGUUGAUAAGAAGAGGAAAUGGGAACAAAAACAGAUGAAAUUAAAGGGGAGGGAUACAAGAAAUAAGGGUGAACAGAAAGUGAUAGGCUGGUGUAGAUCAGGUUUAGUGACAUAUCAGAAUGAAAACCCUAUAUAUAUAUAUAUAUAUAUAUAUAUAUAUAUAUAUA